This is a messenger RNA of Dibothriocephalus latus, 207 nucleotides long. The record is from the annotation of a GenBank genome assembly. Lineage: Eukaryota; Metazoa; Platyhelminthes; Cestoda; Diphyllobothriidea; Diphyllobothriidae.
AUGGCUAACGGUCCCAAGGUCCCCCUUCUUGAAAUACCUCAGCCCUCUCACUUUCUGGAGAGCAAUGUGACUGCUCAACCCGUGUCCUCCGACACCAUACCCUCUUCUUCCUGUGCUCCCUUCACCCCAAGUGCCGCCGCCGAGCCCUGUCCUCCGGUAGUGACACCCAUCGCUUCCGAAUUGCGCUCCAUUUGUAUGCACAGUUAA